Messenger RNA from Durusdinium trenchii, 612 nucleotides. The record is from the annotation of a GenBank genome assembly. Lineage: Eukaryota; Dinophyceae; Suessiales; Symbiodiniaceae.
AUGGAUGUGUUCGGUGUGCCAGCGCGGGGUGUGGUCCGGCCAAAUGGAGGGGGGGGCCUGCUGAGAUUUGAGCCCAUUGGAAUUCCAGCAUCCGAUUAUAGAAUUCAGCAGAGGAAUCCACAGCUGAAGAUCUUGGACGCUGCAGAGGAUUGGCCCAUCCUCUGGCAUUCGCUGGAGUGGUCCAACAGCAAAGUCUCCACCUGGAGCAGUUGGUGGGACUUGAUUUUGUCAGAUGCUAGCAAUGGGUCAGCACAAUUGAAUGAAAAGACGCAUGAACGCCAUGAGCGCUGUCCCCAUGUCUGUGGGUGUCCUUGGUUCUGUUCAUGGACCACCACGUCCGAUGUACGCGACACGGGAAACGUUGGAGUUUGGUCCGUCACCAGUUCCUUCCGGUUCUGUGACCGGGGCAAAGGCCAGCUUGUGGAGAGUGAGUCUCUUGCCUCUUGUGAAGUCUUGUCGGCAGGGUCGGUUCAUAGUGCACCUCUUGCAGUCAACGAGCCCCGACAUUGGAAAGCUGCUACUUCAAAUCGUGCAGUUUUACUAGAACAUGUAUUUGCACAAAGUCUCCUUCCACCAUCUUACACCCAUGCCCAUGCCCUUAGUUUCCCGUAG